Molecule: messenger RNA, 930 nt
Organism: Baudoinia panamericana UAMH 10762
Lineage: Eukaryota; Fungi; Ascomycota; Dothideomycetes; Mycosphaerellales; Teratosphaeriaceae
Exons: 2
Coding region: 1-930 (309 amino acids)
Molecular function (GO): protein binding
Source: RefSeq, a predicted model, not a curated record
AUGGCACUGGGCAGGGCACAGUCGGAUGAAGCUCUGCUACGUGUGCUGCAAAGUGGAGCGUACUCCGACCUGACUAUCAAGUGCGGGAGCUUCGAGGCGAAAGUCCACAAAGUGAUAGUGUGCACCCGCUCCGCAUACUUCGCAGCGGCCUGUAAACCCGGAGGUUUCGCAGAGGGCCAGACCGGUACGGUGGUCCUCAAAGCUGCCAGGGAUGACAACGACAUUGGAGCGGACGACCCGGAAGCAGUGAAGCUCAUGAUCGACUUCUUGUACAAGCACGAUUACACCGCUACGCGGGUCGUAGUAACUGAAGACGAGGCUCAUAUAACCGCCUACGCCAAGGAGUCGCAGACCGCAGGAUCUUUCUUCCCAGCUUUUCACGGUCUAAGCGGCUCACAAUGGCCAUCCAAACACAAUGAUAAGGUGACGCCUACUGGGGAUUGCAAUACCGUCAUGCACGCCAAAAUGUACGCUCUUGGCUCCAAGUACGGCAUUCACUCUCUCCAAGAUGCUGCCCUCGGCAAAUUCAUGAAAGCUGCGACAUAUGCUUGGAACAGCGAGGCAUUCGUCGUGGCAUUAAGGUUAGUCUACACGACCACGCCAGAGAACGACAAGGGUCUCCGCAACGUUGCAACACAGACAUUACUCCGGCAUGAAGAUGUGCUGUUACGCAAGGGAUCUAUGGAGAAGUGCAUGCGCAGCAUCGACGGUCUGGCGUACGACCUUCUGAAGGCGAAGCAAACAAUGAAGCCGGACACCAACGGACCCUGCUGCAACACAUGCGGCACCGCGAAUGUGAAGCUUUGCUGUAACUGCCAUGAACAGUCCGUAAGCUGCAACUGCGACCCAGCACCGCCGGUAGGGCCUUUCCGCUUCGAUGGCGUGAGCAGGUGGUGGUGCAGACGGUGUCGACCGUCUUUUGGGCUUUGA